This is a messenger RNA of Miniopterus natalensis, 570 nucleotides long. Lineage: Eukaryota; Metazoa; Chordata; Mammalia; Chiroptera; Miniopteridae. The record is from RefSeq and is a predicted model, not a curated record.
AUGGCCGAGACUGCCAAGCUCCAGCUGUUUGUCAAGGCGAGCGAGGACGGCGAGAGCGUGGGACACUGCCCCUCUUGUCAGAGGCUCUUCAUGAUCCUGCUCCUCAAGGGCGUGCCCUUCACCCUCACAACAGUGGACACGCGCAGGUCCCUGGAUGUGCUGAAGGACUUUGCCCCUGGCUCACAGCUGCCCAUCCUGCUCUAUGAUGGCGACGCCAAGACGGACACGUUGCAGAUAGAGGAGUUUCUGGAGGAGACACUGGGGCCCCCUGAGUUCCCCAGCCUGGCGCCCCGCUACAGGGAGUCCGCCACCGCGGGCAACGACGUCUUCCACAGGUUCUCCGCGUUCAUCAAGAACCCGGCGCCCGCGCAGGACGACGGUGAGGCGGGUGGGGGCUCGCCCCGCCCGCAGACGGUGUGCGCGCACUUCCGCGGGGCGCCCAUACCCGCGCAGCUGUGCGGGGUCCGGCGCUACCUGGACAGCGCGCUGCGGCAGAAGGAGUUCAAGUACACCUGCCCGCACAGCUCCGAGAUCCUGGCGGCCUACCGACCCGUGGUGCACCCCCGCUAG